CGAUGCUGGGGUGGGUGAGGCGUAUAUGACCGCCGAUGCCGGCGUAGGCGAGGCAUAUACGACCACCGAUGCCGGCGUGGGUGAGGCGUAUGCGACUGCCGACGCGGGUGUGUAUGCAGUCCACGACGCGGGUGUGUAUGCAGUCCACCGGACGGCAGAUGCUGGCGUUGGCGAUGUGCGCCGGACGGUCGAUGCGGGGGUCUACGCCGAGCACACCACGGCGGAUGUGGCUGUCGGCGCUGUCCGUCGGAUGACCGACGCCGUUGUUUGCGCCGUCCAUCAAACGCGCGACGCCUCUGUCGGUGUCGUCCACCAGACGCGCGACGCAGCUGUCGGUGUCGCUCGCACCACCGCCUACGCCGCUGUCGGCGUCGUCCACCAGACACGCGACGCAGCGGUCGGCGCCGCCCCUGCCCUCGCCAACGCCUCAAUUCACGCCGCACCCUCGACCUGCUCCGUCGCUAUCCACGCCUUCCCAAACACCACCGAGGCGUCCAUAACCGCCUCGCCCGCCACCACCGACACAUCCAUAACCGCCUCGCCCAGCACCGCCGACGCAGCGACGAGCCCCAGCCGCCACGGCUAUUGCGAUGUGGGCGUGCAGGCGCGGCCGGAAGUGGCUGAGGGUGGUGCGCAGGUGCGGCCAGAGGUGGCCGAGGGAGGUACGCAGGCGCACCCGGUGGUAGCAGAAAAUGGUGCGCAAGUACAACCGAG
This is a messenger RNA of Schizophyllum commune H4-8, 714 nucleotides long. RefSeq lists its product as uncharacterized. The record is from RefSeq and is a predicted model, not a curated record. Lineage: Eukaryota; Fungi; Basidiomycota; Agaricomycetes; Agaricales; Schizophyllaceae. The transcript has a single exon. The annotation marks the transcript as partial.